AUGAAUACUUGUAGGCAUGCUGCAGCUCAGGCUGAGGCUGAAGCUGACGACGCUAUGUCUAUUGAGAUUGUGCAGCAGCAGGUACCACAGGCUGGCGGUGUUGCAAUUGGUUGUGGCGGAACCACUGACAAGGAUUUGAAAGUUGAGCAGAAUGCUCAGAGAUUGCUGGGUACUGAGAGGCAGAUUGUUAUGUUAGUGGAAAUGUCCUUGAAGGGUCCUGCAAUGACAGAGGGUCACAGAGACAAAUUGCUGGUUUUGAAGAAAGGAGACAGGUCGGUAAACGAGUACACUACUGCGUUUGUGAGGCUGAGUCGUUUUGCCCCAGAUCUACAGACUGAGCAGCAGAGGGUGAACGACAGGUAUGUGAAGGGUUUAGGCGCUGAUUUUAUCAGUCUUCUGACUGAGCCGCACAAGGAAUUUCCUAUUGUAGUGGACAGUGCCCGUCGGAUGGAGACAAAUUUACUGCACUUUAUGAAAAUGACUGAGACAAAGAAGCUAUCAGUUCAAGCCUUCCCAGUACAAGAGUUCAGAAAGGGGGUGUUCGAAAAGGGUAUCAGCCGUAUUCUCACAGUUUUUGUUACAGUGGGAGUAGCCGUGGAUCUGGUCGUGGUUACAGUGGUACUUCUAACGUUCCGUUUUGUCAGAACUGCUGGCACAGACAUUCGGGAUAGUGCACAGUGGCACCAGUUUCGGCUGUGUAUUGACUACAGACAGCUGAACAAGGUUACUAUCAAGAACAGUUAUCCUCUUCCUCGUAUUGAUGAUUUGUUCGACCAGUUGGAGGGUGUUAAGUGCUUUUCAAAGAUUGAUUUGAGAUCCGGGUAUCAUCAACUUCGGAUUCGAGACGUCGAUGUGCCUAAGACUGCUUUCAGAACGCGGUAUGGGCAUUUCGAGUUUCUGGUCAUGUCUUUUGGGUUAACUAACGCACCAGCAGCGUUUAUGGAUAUGAUGAACCGGGCAUUCAAGCCGUUUCUGGAUCAGUUCGUUAUUGUGUUAAUUGAUGACAUACUGAUUUACUCUCGGAGUGAGGAGGAGCAUGCUUUCCACUUGAGAACGAUACUGCAGACUUUGCGUGAGCAUCAGCUGUAUGCUAAGUUCUCGAAGUGCGAAUUCUGGCUGGAUCAAGUUACUUUCUUAGGACACGUUGUGUCAAAGAAUGGGAUCAAGGAUUUCUCCAGAAUAUCUGCGCCGUUAACUAAACUGACACAGAAGGGUAAAGUUGUGUAA
Molecule: messenger RNA, 1227 nt
Organism: Mercurialis annua (annual mercury)
Lineage: Eukaryota; Viridiplantae; Streptophyta; Magnoliopsida; Malpighiales; Euphorbiaceae
Exons: 8
Coding region: 1-1227 (408 amino acids)
Source: RefSeq, a predicted model, not a curated record